This is a messenger RNA of Akanthomyces muscarius, 228 nucleotides long. RefSeq lists its product as uncharacterized. The coding region runs from base 1 to 228 and encodes 75 amino acids. The transcript has 2 exons. The record is from RefSeq and is a predicted model, not a curated record. NCBI's taxonomy places the organism in Eukaryota, Fungi, Ascomycota, Sordariomycetes, Hypocreales, Cordycipitaceae.
AUGGGCCCCAAGAGGAAUAACCAGCUUUCUACCAAACAACCAAAUAGUCCCCGACCAACCAAGGACCCUCCAUCCAACUCCCCUCUCCCUCGCUUUUUCGUACUGCACGAGGCGGGGAGGCAGGCCAAGCUCAGCCCAGACCAGGCAGAGGAGUCGCCGAGGUAUCUCGCCUUAUUUUUCUGCCAGCCUCACUACUUACAUGACCACGACUUGAGACAAGAGUCCUGA